This is a messenger RNA of Phaedon cochleariae (mustard beetle), 2417 nucleotides long. NCBI's taxonomy places the organism in Eukaryota, Metazoa, Arthropoda, Insecta, Coleoptera, Chrysomelidae. The record is from the annotation of a GenBank genome assembly.
UGAACAAUGUUGUUAAGAAUUGUGCUUAAUGAUAGCAUCCAUUAGAUUCUGCAUCUCUGGUGAAACUAUAUUCCAAUGAGGCAAUGAAUUAAUUGGUAAUCCAAUGGGUAUUGAUAAUAUUUGUACAUGGUAUCAACACAAAAUUGGAACUUAUGAUAAACAGAAGUGGGAAACAAAAAUAGAACAAAGGGAACAGAGAAUUUAUGGAUUGAAUCAUAUCCAGACAAGAAGUGCUACACCCAAUACAGAUUUGAUUGAUCUUGAUCUAGUAAGAGGUUCCUCUUUCACCAAAGCAAAACCAAAACAUGGUGUUAUCAAAGUAACAAAACUAGCAACAUUGAGAUGCUUGCUAUUUCCUUUUUAUGGAAAGUGGUGGAUUACACAAACAUCCAAAUAUGUAUUUGGAAUCAGCCUCCUUCUUUAUAUUUCUCUAGUUAUAAAUACAAUUAUUUAUUUAAUCAAUAAUUCAACCACCAGCACUGUGAAUUCAGAAUCGUUGUCAUGUAUGGAAAUAAUAAUUCCGUUAAUCAUGAUGUGGGUGCUGAGCUGGAUCCAUUCCCAAAUAGUGGCCACUGCCUCUAGCUCAGAAAUAAAAAAACCUAGGAUGAGGCACAGGAGUUACAAACGACGAAAUAAUUUGAAGAAGAGACAUAAAGUUGAGGAUCCAGAUGUAUUGAGAUCAAAAAAGGAAAAAGUGUCUAAUAAAAUCGAGAAGGAACUAUUCAACCACAUUGAGUUGUUGGAUUCUACUAGUAAUAAGACUAUCAAAAAAUCGAAUAAGUCAAAUGUCAACAUCACAUUUGGAAAAAAUGAAAUCAUUGGUUCGGAAGGUCAUUUAGAAGAUACAUUGAAUGCGUCUUGUAGCACUGAUUCAGAAAGUGAGACAAAACGAGUCUUGAAACCAAAGAAAAAAACAUCACUUGUUUCCAGAAGUAAGACACAUAUUCCCAUUAUAAACAUCACAUCUCAGGACAGUAAUUGUGAUUCUGAGGAUGAACCUCUAUCCUCUCCCGAUAUUAGACUUAAUGGACCGUCGUUGGGGGAUUUAACAUCUUCGGCAACUGAAUGGAUAGGGGUAACUACCAACAGCGAAGAUGGUAGCUAUAGUUCUGAUAUGGAUAAUCUUUCUGAGAGUAAUAUUGAGAAUGACAGGGAUUAUCCUGAUAAUGAUUUGGCACCUACGGCUAUAUUGAGUCCUCCUUCUGCUAAAGUGAGCUGUAUAAUCUGGGAGAAAAAUGAAUUAAAAAAGGCAGAUUUGUCCAUGUUGGAAAUCAGUUCUGCAAUCAUCGGAAAAGUAGACCUCAUGCCUGAAAGUAGAGACUAUUUCUAUGUAGGACUCACGAUAUCAACGAUUCUGGCAUUCCUACCAGUGAUUUGCAAAAUAUUGAACAACUCACAAUUUAGUUUACUGGAAACUCAACAUGUCAUUGAACAUUUUUUCAUCAACAGUUUCGAAGCAUUACAAAAAAAUAACUUAUUAUUGUUGGUUUCCCAUCAGAACAAUUCUGAGGAAAUAUUCAUCAGAUGGAGAAGUUUGUUCUCAGAGUUAGAAAAGGAUUCAUGGGAAUAUGUUGUGAUGACAAUAUCUUUAGCACAACGAUGGAUCUUGGCUUCAAUGAUAUUCUUUCUAUUAGCUGUGGCAGAGAGGACUUUCAAACAAAGGCUUUUGUAUGCCAAAUUAUUCUCUCAUCUUACCUCAUCGAGAAGAGCGAAAAAAUCGGAAAUACCACACUUUCGCUUGAAUAAAGUCAUAAACAUCAAAACAUGGUUAUCGGUGCGGUCUUAUAUGAAGAAGAGAGGCCCUCAGAGAUCAGUGGAUGUAAUUGUUUCCACAGCAUUCAUUGCGAAUUUAUUGCUCUUAACUUUUUUUUGUGUUGAAGUUUUGAAGGAUACUAUUAUAUUUUCACUUUAUUAUUUAGAAGCUUUGAUUUGGUGUAUUGGGUUAGGAAUAUUUCUGCUUCGAUUCAUGACACUAGGUACAAAAAUUAAUAAAAAAUACCGAAAUCUUUCGGUAUUGAUAACUGAACAAAUCAAUCUCCAUUUACAAAUUGAACACAAACCUCAUAAGAAGGAAGAAAUGAAUAUUGCAAAUAAUGUAUUGAAACUUGCCAUUGAUUUGUUGAAGGAGCUGGAAAACCCCUUUAAAAUAUCAGGACUCUCAGCGAAUCCGAUACUUUAUAACUGUACAAAGUUAGUCAUCCUUUCUGCAUUAUCAGGCGUUCUAUCUGAAAUGUUGGGAUUCAAGUUGAAGUUGCACAAAAUCAAACUUAAAUAAAGUGAUACAAUACAAUGUGAUGAAAUAUAUCAGCUAGAUUGCAUUCGAUUAUAGAUCUGUUAAAGAUACACUAUAACUGUUGUAAUUUUUAUUGAAUGUUUUCUUUAAAACCAAGAAAAUAUAAAAAGUACUUCCAUUCAGA